This is a messenger RNA of Cetraspora pellucida, 305 nucleotides long. NCBI's taxonomy places the organism in Eukaryota, Fungi, Glomeromycota, Glomeromycetes, Diversisporales, Gigasporaceae. The record is from the annotation of a GenBank genome assembly.
AUGACAGAGAUAGAAGAAAUUCACAAUUCAUCUAAUAAAUCAUCUAUAAAAGACUUACCCAAUCAAAAUAGUACUGCAGUAACAUUAUACUCAUUAGAUGAGCUUAAUCUAAUUGAAGAUGAAACUGAAUGUUCAAAUUCGACACUUGCAUCCAUGUUAACAGAGGAAAACCAACUUGAAGCACUAGCAAUGAAAGUACCUCCCAAGAACCUAUGGCAGGCUUCACUACAGUCACACACAAAAAAAAAAGGAAGAGUAAAUCAGCAGUGGACAGCUCUAAGAGGUCAAGCCCUUACUAAAAGAAA